AUGGCCACAGUAAUGAGAUACGUCCUUCCUCUCUUCAGCCUCUUCGCUCUCUACGCCAUCUUCUUCUUCGCCUAUACCAACGGCCUGCGCAUGCUGGCCCUCGACAGCAUCGCGUCCAGGACCCUCCCGGACACAGAGUCACUGCCAUUGAGGACCGUCUACACGGGGAUCGAGCCUGUGGAUCGCAUCCUCGUCGUCCUGACGACCUUCUUCUGGACUGCCUUUGUCGGGAGCAACCCCUCGCUCCUGCUCCAUUGUAUCUGUUUCGCGGGUGCGUUUGGGUCUGCUUGGGUGUUGGUUACGCUGGAGUCUUGGAGGAGGGGGAAUGCCUGGACGGUUGCUGCGUUCCCCUUCAUCUUCGGCAUCAUCGCUCAACUGGCCACCUUCGCCGUCGCGGCCCCUCUCUACUGCGGUUUCCAACUGGCAGUCUCAAGCACCUCUUCCAGGCCCAAUGUCCACAGCAUCGCCAUCCCCCGGGCCGUCCUGCACGCCCUGCCUUUCAUCUUCGUCAUAGGAUAUGCCGUUCCAUCGGGACUGAUGCUCCUGCGCACCCCGGACGUGGUCAGCUUCGACCAGAAGCAGAUCAUCAUCGCCCUCUGGCAGCCGUGGCCGGUGUACAUUUCCGUCAUGGCCACGCUGGCCCAUUUCCUGCUGUCUCCAUUCACCCGGAAUGGCAACAGCAGUAGCAGUAGGUGCUCUCCUGCGCUACAGAUGGCUCCUCCUCUGCGGCGCGUCUACGCUUUUGCCUUCGCCAACGCGGCCAUCGGGCAUGUCGCCGCGUGGACGGUCUCCAUCGCAUCUGCCGUCGUGCCCGUCCUCUUCAACAAGCGAUUCGUCGACGCGCUGCAUCCGGCGCGGGUGUUUGGGGUGUCCUUCCCCUCGUCGUCGUCAGCCCGGCGGGUGGUGUCUGUCGGGGAAGGCGUGCAUGCGUUUCUGCAAUGGGAUUUUCUCAUCGGGUCGACGGGCGUGCUGCUCUGGGCUGCGACGCUGUAUGUGCUGGCCCAUCGCCAGAUCUUGGGCAAGGUCAGCUGGAUUGGGCUCGGGGUGAAGAUUGCCUUGCUUGUGCUGGUGGCAGGGCCCGUGGCGACGGCUGUGGAGUUGGUCUGGGAGAGGGAUGAACUCGUUAUUGAAUGGGAUACGAAAGCUGUGACUGGUGAUAAGAAAUCAAACUGA
Molecule: messenger RNA, 1173 nt
Organism: Rasamsonia emersonii CBS 393.64
Lineage: Eukaryota; Fungi; Ascomycota; Eurotiomycetes; Eurotiales; Trichocomaceae
Exons: 2
Coding region: 1-1173 (390 amino acids)
Source: RefSeq, a predicted model, not a curated record